AUGCUGACCGAAUUCGACGAAACAUGUGGAUGCAUCGGUCUUCAGCUGAAUCUACAAAAGACGAUGUUCAUGCGGAACGGAUGGGUCUCGGAUGCCCCAUUCACGCUCAACGGAACAAACAUAUCCGAAUGCACCAGCUACGUUUAUCUGGGUCGGGAACUAAACAUGAUGAACGACCUGACCCCCGGGGUGCUGGGCAGGAGGAGACGAGCGGCUUGGGGAGCGUACAAGAGCAUCGAGGAUGUAGUGAAGAAGACCAGGAACACCCGGCUCCGUGCUCACCUCUUCAACACCACCGUACUUCCUGCUUUGACCUAUGCUUCGGAAACCUGGGCAUUUCGCAAUCAGGAAGAAAACGCGGUGAGCGUCAUUGAACGCGCAAUUGAGAGAGUGAUGCUAGGAGGAUCCCGUUUCACGCAAGUGAGGGACGGGAGUCGAAGUUCUCUCCUACGUCAGCGAUCGAAGAUUAGAGACGCCGCCGCGUUUGCCAAGAAAAGUAAAAUAAGGGGUUCCUCAGUGAUCGCUAUCAUACUGUACAUCGCUAUAUGGAGAAAAGUAAAAUACGAAGGAGAAGCAAAAUUUUCUCCGAAUGACAAAAAAAAAGAUUUUGACCCUGUAAAAAUGUGUUCAAACCGAUACUACUGGGAUCGCACGGUUGUCAAAGUGUUCUUCAUUUGCUGUGCUCUACCAUUCUUUUUCGCUCUGCCCAGUCUGCUAUUUACUGUUCUCACAGAGCUUCAAAUCUACCAAAAUUCGGUUGUAAACAUCAUUAGCAUGGUAAUCCUGGAUCUUACUACUCCUAUCAUUUGGUUCGUAUACAUCGCCUACAUCGCACAUAUUCGUCGCGGCCUCUCCGAGUGCCUCUGUUUCUGCAGUGGUCACUAUCGUUCAAAUCGGACUACUAUUAGCCAGUAA
Necator americanus (New World hookworm) is the source of this 915-nucleotide messenger RNA. RefSeq lists its product as uncharacterized. Lineage: Eukaryota; Metazoa; Nematoda; Chromadorea; Rhabditida; Ancylostomatidae. The coding region runs from base 1 to 915 and encodes 304 amino acids. The record is from RefSeq and is a predicted model, not a curated record. The transcript has 4 exons.